This is a messenger RNA of Cataglyphis hispanica, 1484 nucleotides long. RefSeq names its product glutathione S-transferase-like. The coding region runs from base 158 to 781 and encodes 207 amino acids. Gene Ontology annotation, biological process: glutathione metabolic process. Lineage: Eukaryota; Metazoa; Arthropoda; Insecta; Hymenoptera; Formicidae. Gene Ontology annotation, molecular function: glutathione transferase activity. The record is from RefSeq and is a predicted model, not a curated record. The transcript has 5 exons.
GUCGAAGGAAACCGGUGGUCCUCCUGCUGUGCCGUGCCGUAUCCCAUUCGGUGCGACUUGACUUAGUUCUGUAUCGGCGCAUCGAGUGCUCUUAUCCGGGGUUAGUGAGAGAGAUUUUUACGAGGGUGUGCGGGUUUUCAGAUCGCGAUCGAGGAAGAUGGCUGAGGAGCAGCCGAGGUACAAAUUGAUCUACUUUAAUGCACGGGGUCGUGCCGAGCAUAUUCGCUACAUAUUCGCUUAUGCGGGCAUCGAUUAUAUCGACGAGAGAAUCACCAACGAUUGCUGGCCUGAGCUUAAAAAAUCGAUGCCUUACGGGAUGCUGCCAGUUCUGGAAAUCAACGGCAAGCCGAUAGCGCAAAGUAACGCCGUGGCACGUUACCUGGCCCGUGAGCACAAUCUUACAGGCAGAGACGAAUGGGAAUCAAUGCUCUGCGACGUGCUCGUCGAUACUCUUGGAGAUCUAAAACAAUUCAUUUUUCAAUAUCGUACGGAGGAGGAUCUCUUUAAGAAGGAAGAGAAGAAAGCAAAACUCUUGAAGGAAACAAUACCAUUUUACCUGAAUAAAUUCGAACAAACGGUCGCCGAGAACAGUGGUUACGCGGUCGGCUCUACGACUACGUGGGCGGACUUUGUGUUCACGGUGGCGUUGGAAAACUUUGAGAACAUUUUCGGUGCAACCGCUUUAGAGAAUUAUCCGGCAUUACGCGGCUUGAAGAAACGAGUGCACGAAAUAUCUGCAAUCGCCGAUUGGCUGGCCAGACGACCUCAUUCCGAGUUCUAAAAUGUCGUUUCCACGACGGAAAUCGAAAGGUGACAUCAACAUCAUAAACAAGUAUACAUAUCUACGUACAAAUAUCUACGCAUGUAUGUAACUCUUGUUGUUCCUGUAUCAACGACAAAUCUAGAUGUAAGAUAUCGAUAUUAAUCGUAUCAUUCUGAUGAUAUUAUCGUAUCAUUCUAAACGACAUCUUUAUUAGAAUUAUUCUUUUCGAAUAUAUAUAUAUAUUUUAUUUUAUUUUGCUUUCUGUAUCUGAAAUAUUGCUCUGAAUUUUCCCCGCUAGAUUUCGAACAAUGAAAAUUUGAAUUUCGAAUCUUAAAUUGUACAAAUCUUUCGCAAUAUCAAUUCAUUUUUCCUCGUAUAUUAAAUUUAAAAAUGUAAUAUUAUACAUGCCUAGAUAGAAAAAAGAAUGUUAUCUAUAUUGUGUAUUUUUCAAAUCAAAAUUGCACAAUUUCUCUCACUAUUUAAAGAAAAUCACAGACUUUUAUAUUAUACGUAGACUGCUAACAGCGAUGUGACAGACAGCCAUUUAUUGAGCAAAAUAGAAUUAGGCUGUCAAUCAAUACUUACUUUUGAAGGGAAAGCUGCAAUAUUUAAUAUAACUUUUAUAUUAAAUAUAUACAAAACUUUUAUAUUAAUAUUGCAGCUUUCUCUUCAAAAAUAAGUAUCGAUUGACAGUCUGAUUAUAUUCUACCCAAUUGUAAAU